Molecule: messenger RNA, 1468 nt
Organism: Stylophora pistillata
Lineage: Eukaryota; Metazoa; Cnidaria; Anthozoa; Scleractinia; Pocilloporidae
Source: RefSeq, a predicted model, not a curated record
UCUGCUACGUUAGCACAAACAAAGGUGAUACUUUGGUCAAACCAAUUUCUUAAAACUCUUCUGGCUAGAUGGAUUGCCAGUAUCCACCCGUUUUCAAAGGCUUCUUUUUCCACUUUGGGAAGUCUCUAACGACUGAUGAUCGUGGGGCUUUCAAACUCUGGUGUAAAGGAGUUGUUCCGGAUUCGAAGCGAGAAGACAAGAUGGCUUCCGUAAGUGAUAUCUUCUCUUGGAUUGACUUUCUUCUCACUGAUGCUGUUCUGUCUGUUACAAAGACGUCCUGGAUUGAAGACUUCCUCUCUUCCGUUGGCCGUCACGAUUUGCUAGAAGCUUUGAACGAAGUCAAGCUUCAGAUCUCGCUUGGCAGCAUUCUGAAAGACUAUGUGAAGUCAGUCAGGAACGAUCUCCGAGACGAUGCUCUAAAACCCUCCUGCAACCGAUCAGCAAACGUCGUCAAGUUUUUGUUGGCGACGAAAGAGAGAAAUAAGGAACUGAUUCGCGGUCGCGUCUCAAACCAUCUAGAGCAAGUCACAGCAUACAGCAUCAGUAUUCUGGAGAACAUGAAUAACUCUAUUCCUGAGAUCUCGCAGCCAUCGUGGCGGAAGGUUACGACCUACUUGGUCGUAAUUGGCGAAUUCUUCGUUUCGUUGUGUCAGCCACAUACACAGUUGCCCGAUGUCGCCGGUCUCUUUUCGAAUACCGAGGCGUGCAAAGUGCUUUCGAAAUGGAUGCUUGAAAACGGAGGACUGGAAGCGUUUCAAGGUUACAUCGAAAAAGAGGAAACGACCAUUGGAAGAUAUGUGAUAACGAUCAUUCGAGAGUCUCUUAAAGAAGACAUCGAGUUGCUUGGAAGUCGGAGUCGAUGCUCAGAGAGGUCACUAAGUUCGGCCGAAGUAAAAGAUGAUCCCAAUGGGGUGAUGGCUUUUGCAGAUAAUGCUUAAAAUUUUGGCCAUUCGUAAGAAAUGGCAACUUCACGACAGACGGUCAACGGUUAACGAUUAAUAACUAACGAUUACCAAUUACGAUUACGCAUAACGACUACAGACUAAAAAACUGGACGUCCCCUCUUAUGGACUGCCACCUUGCCGUGGUGGAGGGGCUUGUGCGUUUCUAUGAUCCUGAGAACUCAGCCGGCGGAGGCAUGUGAGCCUCUGGCAGGUACAACCAAGCCGGACAGAUCAACGGGGAGAAACCAGACUAAAAGGCAGUCAACGUUCUAAUUCUUCUUUAUUUCCUAUGGAGAAAACUUUGUCUUGUACAUGUCACAUUAGCUUUCUCUGUCGACUCGACAGCUAAUGAUGUAUUCGCACUAAAGCGCCAUGGGGUGUAAAUUGUUAGAUUUUUAUCAGAAAAAAAUAUCUAAACGUUUUAUAAGAAUCGUGUUAAAUGCACUAGAAAUGUGAAAAUAUAAAAUAUACUCGUCAAAGUGUAAUAGAGACACUAAUGACCAAUAAAUAUUUUAUCUGUUGUU